This is a messenger RNA of Wasmannia auropunctata (little fire ant), 3186 nucleotides long. It is a transcript of the gene Snap25, whose product is annotated as synaptosomal-associated protein 25. Gene Ontology annotation, biological process: synaptic vesicle priming; exocytosis; synaptic vesicle fusion to presynaptic active zone membrane. The transcript has 6 exons. The coding region runs from base 1 to 645 and encodes 214 amino acids. The record is from RefSeq and is a predicted model, not a curated record. Gene Ontology annotation, cellular component: SNARE complex; plasma membrane. Lineage: Eukaryota; Metazoa; Arthropoda; Insecta; Hymenoptera; Formicidae. Gene Ontology annotation, molecular function: syntaxin binding; SNAP receptor activity.
AUGCCUGCACCGACGUCAGCGGCGGGUGCGGCCGAGGGCGGCCCGCCCCGCACCGAACUGCAGGAGUUACAGCUCAAGGCCGGUCAGACUACGGAUGAAUCUCUGGAGAGCACGAGGCGUAUGCUGGCGCUAUGCGAGGAGAGCAAGGAGGCUGGCAUCCGCACUCUGGUCGCACUCGACGACCAGGGAGAACAGCUGGACCGAAUCGAGGAGGGCAUGGACCAGAUUAACGCCGACAUGAAAGAGGCCGAGAAAAAUCUCACCGGAAUGGAGAAGUGCUGCGGCCUUUGCGUUCUUCCUUGUAAUAAAGGCGCCAGUUUUAAGGAAGACGAGGGCACGUGGAAGGGCAACGACGACGGCAAGGUCGUGAACAACCAGCCGCAACGGGUGAUGGACGACCGCAACGGUCUCGGGCCGCAGACCGGCUACAUCGCCAAGAUCACGAACGACGCGCGGGAGGGGGAGAUGGAGGAGAACAUGGGCCAGGUGAACACGAUGAUCGGCAACCUGAGGAACAUGGCGAUUGACAUGGGCAGCGAGCUCGAGAAUCAGAACCGGCAGAUCGACAGGAUCAACCGCAAGGGCGAAUCGAACGAGACGAGGAUACAGGUGGCCAACGAGCGAGCUCAUCAGCUACUCAAGUAAGCGGCCACGCUCUCAGUCGACCAUCCGCACCCCGUCGGCCGCCACGAGCGUCACUACCAUCACCCUCCACCACUACCACCACCACCAACAACAACAACAACAACACAACAGCAACAAGAACAACAUCGACACCAACAGCAAUCAGCACAAUUACACUCGACAAGUCCACUCGAUCGUUUGCUCGCGGUCUAUCGCGUUUCGUCUGUUAGAACGUUGUUUCUUCGUUCGCGUUCACCGAUGCCUCUCGAGUUUGGUAUCGGGGUCGGGACAUGUAAUACUUAAUGAUACAUACUUAACCCUAAACUUGACUUGAGUGGAUUCCGUAAAAUGCAGUUUUCAGAAUUUUGUAAUAUUCCUUUUUUCGAGUUCCCGUAAGCAAGGGACCGCGUGAGUCUCGUGCUCGCUCUCUAAAAAUCAUCGCGAAGAUAUAUACGUAAAAGGACUUGCGAUCUCUUGAACGUCUUUCGGACAUUUUGGCACGGUCUCUCUUUUAAGAUUAUUAUAUUAAUUACAUAAUUACAUAUAUAUAUAUAUAUAAUUCGCUCCGCGAACGAUGCGGCUGGGGAGAUCGACGUGAAAGAAAAAAAUAAACGCCUGAAUUUGUUGUCGUACUCUGGUGAGUAUCCGCUACAUUUCCUUCGUAUAAUAUAAUCUUGGAUUUUCACUUGCUUGUAAUGUAACUUCUGCAAGUUUAGGGUUAACACACGCCGAAGUAGAUUCUCGCGGUUACAGAUUCGGAGAUUGAGUUUGAUUUUCGGCUUAAGAUUUUGCGGGCCGCGCAAGAGUUCCUCCGGUUUCCUGAUUUAACGCGCGUCGAAAGACACGCCCGAUCUAAUUUUCCGAUCGAACUUCAACUUCAUUAGUUCGGCAAUCCGUUCUGCAGCCGUAAAUUAGAUUUAAUCUCCGACACGGGCUUUUUGUCUUUACAAUGGCAAUAAUUUCGCCGAUUCGAAAGAGCCUUCGAAGAUUUCGAGGCGUCAGUGCGGCUAAUAUCGGUCAUCAAAGCUGAAUUAAAAAACGGAUCUCUAAACUUAAGAUUAACGGAACGGUUCUCAUUGUACCGAAAUCAACAACGAAGAAGCCGAUGGAAUUUUUCCUCUAGCCCGGCAAAAGCGUCGAGUUUAUCGCGUAGUUUAAAAAAUAACGGAGCGAAAUCCAAUCUCCGGUUUAGGAACGAGCGGCGUUCGUUCCCUUUGCCGGUAGAGUUGGGCGCGUUGAACGAUGUUGGAACUUAAAUAAAAAAUAUAUAUAUAUAUUAUAUAUACCUCUCGUUAGUCACACACAUUACACGUAACACAAACCGGGGAGAUUAAAUGCACGAAAAAUUGCCAGCGAUUAAUUCAAUUCUCUCGGUUUAAUCGACUCUAGAGAGUCGAGCGGGAUACUGCAGUAUCUGGAAACGCAGGUAACAAACGAAGGGGGAAAAAACAGAGGAAGGAACAAGAUAAUAGUACAAAAAUUACUACACUUAUCUCCCGUUAGGAAAGAAAAAAGAGAUUACGAGUACAAUACAAUUUAUUUAUUUGUCUCAUCGUGUAUUGCCGCUCUCCGCGAUUAUAAAACUUGCGCUUGAGGAUCAACAUUCGAACGUGUCAGCGAAUAUACACUAUCUACAAGCGAAAAGGGAAGCGACACACUAAAUCUCCCUCUCCCUCGAGUCUCCUCUGAAACGCAGGGGGUUGUUUCGCCCCCUCCCUCUCCCCAUCCCUCCUGAUCGGAUUACGCGCAUUCCCGAGGUCCGGGGUAUCGCGAAUAAUUUUCGCGAGCGUUUCGCGAAUUUCGCCGGGUGCUCGCGAGAGGUAUGCGGAGAGAUCGCGCGGCGACACUUGGAGGAGGAAGGGAGUGGAAUCGCGCGAGCGCGAAGGACGAGGGAGCAGGACGGAGGUGGAAGAAGAGGAAGGAACAACAAGUAUUAUAAGAAGAAGAAGAAGGAGAGGACUCACAUGGCGAGAUAAUCGAAGCAACGAAGAGAACGCGUUCAGCCACACAUGAUUAUUAGGAGUCGGUUGAAGCUGUAGAUAGAGCGAGGUCUUCUUUCGUCGUUUUUAAAGAAAAAAAAUAAAAUAAAAGCUCGACUCGCACUCGACAACGUAGAACGUAGGUGUUACUCCCCCUUGUCCCCUCCCUCCCCCUGUCCCUCCGGUCCAGCUCACCCGCCCAGUUUCUCCCCUUUCCUCCCCCAAUUCUCUCCCCUUUUGCGCCAAUCGCGCCGAGAUCACAGUAAGGUUUAACUCCAAAGAAAGAAUUGUACAUUACUGUAUUUACACGAGGGCGACGUACCUACCUUGUUAAAUCGUACGAUGUGGAGAAGGAGGUCGGUAUAGAGAAGCCUUGACGCGGCUCGAGAAUCGAUAUCCGUCGGUGAUCCUGGACGAACGUCGUGAUUCUGGGAGGGGGUGAACCUUACUUAAAAAAAAAAAAAAACCAGCGAGAUAGCGAUGAUAGGUCCUCGCGUAGUAAAGUUUUUAGUAAUACCCGUGAAAUUUUUCAAGGGGGAUGUAUGUACACGCCUGGGGUCAUAGUAUUCAUCGCGACGAUUUU